AUGUCGCUCCAAAACGUGAUAAUCUUGGUUUCGUGUUUGUUAGCCUCAGCCACGGCUUUGCAGAAACUCACAGAGUUAUACAAAUGGUCUUCGUUAGAUUACACAUUUGCUAGUGAAGAACACAAAAAUUACGCUCUAGAACGAGGAGAAUUCGUGCCGGAAAACAAUUUACCAGUGGGAAUCGAAGUAUGGAAAAAUAAAUUGUUCGUUACUGUUCCAAGAUGGAGUAAUGGAGUUCCUUCUACGUUAAAUUACAUACCGUUGGAUGUGAGUUCGACUCAAUCCCCAAAAUUGACACCAUACCCAAAUUGGGCAUACAACAGAGAGGGUAACUGUGAUGGUUUGACAACAACAUACAGAGUAAAAGCAGACAGCUGUAACAGACUUUGGGUUUUGGAUUCUGGAACUGUUGGAAUUGGUAAUACAACAAAGCAAGUAUGUCCAUAUGCUAUCCAUGUGUUUGAUUUGACCACAGACAAAGUAUUAAGGAAAUACACUUUAAGACCAGAAGAUACUAAUGACCGAACAUUUAUUGCUAAUAUCGCCAUUGAUAUUGGAUCUAAAGGGUGCGAAGACACGUUUUUGUACGCAUCUGAUGAGCUUGGCUAUGGUUUAAUAUCUUACAGCUGGGAAUCAAACAAAUCGUGGAGACAUACACAUAGUUUCUUGAUGCCCGACCCAUUAGCAGGAGAUUAUAAUAUCGGAGGUAUCAACUUCCAAUGGGGAGAAGAAGGAAUAUUUGGUAUCACGUUGUCACCAAUAACUGAAAGUGGUUUCCGAUUAUUGUUCUUCCACCCACUAGCCAGCAACCGUGAGUUUGCCGUUUCUACAGAAAUUUUACGCGAUCCCAAACUCACCUCAGAAGAAAUAUAUCACGAUUUCGUUGUUUUGCCAUCCAGAGGACCUGGUGGUCACGUUACUGCACAUUACAUGCAUGACGAUGGAAUUCUUUUCUUCAAUUUAAUCGAUCGAAACGCUGUAGGUUGUUGGAAUUCUAGACUUCCUUAUGAACCUAAAAAUUUGGGAAUUAUAGACGUUGAUGACGAAGCUUUGAUCUUCCCCAGUGACGUCAAAGUAGAUUCGUUAAACAACGUUUGGGUUAUUUCUGAUAGAAUGCCCAAUCAUUUAUUGUCUAAACUUAACUUCAACGAUAUCAACUUCCGUAUUUUCUUCGCACCUCUUGAGGCGGCUUUGGCUGGUACAGUUUGUGCAGGCAGUAUUCCUUAUAUUCCACAGGAACAAUCAAAUUAUGUCACCUCUAAAGUUUAUUAA
Molecule: messenger RNA, 1272 nt
Organism: Macrosiphum euphorbiae (potato aphid)
Lineage: Eukaryota; Metazoa; Arthropoda; Insecta; Hemiptera; Aphididae
Source: the annotation of a GenBank genome assembly